GGAAAGAAAAAAAAAAUAAAGGGCACAUCACAGAAUCCGCCGAUUUCCGGUCACUGGAGAUUAACGGAUCCGCCUAAUUCCGGAUAUCUACGGAUCCUCCAGAAAAAAAAUAUCGAAACGCGAAGGAAUUGAGCAGAUUCCGAUCUCCGGUCCAAAGUCAAAUUUUAAUAUCCCGUUAUACUUUUUAAUCCAACUGAUACUUUGUAAAAGAGCAAUUUUACUAACGGUGAUCAGUAGAUCAGAUUCUGGGAAGACACUGAUUCACUAUCUGUUUUUAAUAAAACACUUUCCUAAUUAAAUAUUCUAGUUUUACGCCAAAGCAAAGGACAGGUCAAAAUUGGCUUGAACUUCAAAAAAUUGCGAAAUCUACUCAAAUUCGAUAGUGGUAGUCUGGAAACUUUCAUAUCUCUUGUGCCUUGGACCUUUAGAAUCGUCCACAAUUGACGAAAAAAUUUUAAACGCACAUUUUUUUUUCGAAAAAAAUUAAGUCCAAACGGUAUGUUUGGCACGCAGUUAUCCCAUAUAUGUGUUCAUAAUAAUUGAAAUAUUUGCUCAUAUUUAGCAAAUCUUUGCUUGGUUAUUGUGUACGUGAUUCAUCGAAAUUAAGAGUAAUGUCAGCGCAAGAUAAUGAUACAUUUGUACAACGAAUAUUACAAUGUCCAUUGCAAAAAUAUCGUGUCUCAUUAGCAUCAUUUGAUUGGAAUUAUUUUGACGAACAUCGACUUGCACUAUAUGGUUCAAACAGAGAAUAUUAUGAUUACAAUAUACCACCAAAAUCAAUAAUUGCUUAUUCGGCUAAAGAUGGUCUAUUAUGGUGUGAUGGUAAACAAACAAAUUCAUUUUUUAAAAAAGAAAAUAUUGAAAUGGUUGAAAGUAAAGUUGUGAAAUUUUUACUUUCACCACAGUCAGAUGGUAGUAAUACUAAAAGAAUGUCAGAGUCAAUACAAAUUGAUUAUAAAUCUGUUCAUAAAGAUUGUCAAACAACAGUAGAAAAAAUUCAACAAUCACUUAGACGUACUGGUCGUGAUCUAUUUCCAUAUUCUGGAAUAUUAGAUAUAUUAAAAGGUAAUUAA
Molecule: messenger RNA, 1073 nt
Organism: Didymodactylos carnosus
Lineage: Eukaryota; Metazoa; Rotifera; Eurotatoria; Philodinida; Philodinidae
Source: the annotation of a GenBank genome assembly